GUUUGCAGUAAAAUUUUCACUUUGGAAUGUAAUCAACUAAUUCCAAUAGUAAAAUCAAUAUUUCUGGCAAGAUUCAGUUGAAAUAUUAUCCGAUACGUACCAUAUUUGAAGCGAGCCAACAGUCAUCAUGGGAAAUACUGAUACCAAAUUGAAUUUUCGCAAAGCUAUUGUGCAACUUACCAGCAAGAGUCAGCCGAUCGAUGCAAGUGAUGACGCAUUUUGGGAACAGUUUUGGUAUGAGCAUAGUACCUCGGUGCAAGAUGUUUUCGCACUUAUCCCUUCGAAUGAGAUACGAAAAGUUCGUGAUGUGAUGCCAGCAAACUUGGCCACUCUGUGUUAUAAAGCAACUGAACGUCUGGUCCGAGCGGUAGACAAUAGUUGCCGUACGCAAGGCGAGCAACAAACUGUGCUUAACUGUAUACGACUGUUAAAUCGCAUCCUGCCUUAUAUAUUCGAAGACCCUCAGUGGAAGGACUUUUUCUGGUCUUCUCUUCCGUCUGGAAAUGAGAAAGAAGAUGGUGCUGCCCCAUUGGCACAAAGCUUAUUGAACGCAAUCUGCGACUUGCUAUUUUGUCCGGAUUUUACUGUCGUCGGCUUGCGCAAAUCCGGCCCUGAGAAGGCUGAAGAAUUAAACUCGAUCGAUAGCUGCGAGUAUAUUUGGGAAGCCGGAGUAGGCUUCGCUCAGUCCCCACCAAGAAACGGACCGAUGGAUUCACGAAGGACUGAAUUAUUAAAACUUCUACUGACUUGCUUUAGUGAAACCAUGUAUCGUGCUCCAACAAUGAGUGACGAACCGAACAAGUGGAUUGUUCAUUUCACGAGUGCUGAAAAUCGGCAUGCUUUACCGCUUUUUACGUCCCUACUCAACACCGUUUGUGCAUACGAUCCGGUCGGAAUAGGUGUUCCGUACAAUCACCUUCUGUUUACUGAUACAUUAGAACCGUUGGUAGAAGUUUGUUUGCAGAUUCUGAUCGUUACAUUGGACCAUGACAUAACUAGUAAUUCUCCGACACAGUCUGCUUCUUACUCUCAUGACGAUAGCACUAUUGCUGACAACCUUUUUAUUAACUAUCUUUCGCGCAUUCAUCGAGAUGAUGAUUUUCAUUUUAUCCUGAAAGGCGUUACUCGAUUACUCAAUAAUCCGCUGGUCCAAAGUUACCUGCCUAACUCUACCAAACGGCUACACUGCCAUCAAGAGUUGCUAGUGUUUUUCUGGAAAAUUUGCGAUUACAAUAAGAAAUUUCUGUACUUCGUGCUAAAGAGCAGCGACGUGUUGGACAUCCUUGUUCCAAUUCUAUAUCAUUUAAACGACUCUCGUGCUGAUCAAUCUCGUGUCGGUCUGAUGCACAUUGGUGUGUUUAUUUUGCUGCUCUUGUCAGGCGAGCGUAACUUUGGAGUAAGGCUCAACAAACCGUACACCGCUACGGUUCCCAUGGACAUUCCCGUCUUUACUGGAACGCACGCCGACUUACUGAUCACGGUGUUCCAUAAAAUCAUCGCUACCGGGCACCAACGCCUACAACCACUGUUCGACUGUUUGCUUACCAUUCUGGUUAAUGUUUCUCCUUAUUUGAAGACCCUCUCGAUGGUGGCCAGCGUUAAGCUGCUGCACUUGCUAGAAGCAUUUAGUACACCGUGGUUUCUUUAUUCAGCCCCGUCCAAUCAUCAUUUGGUAUUUUUCCUGUUGGAAAUAUUCAAUAACAUCAUUCAAUACCAGUUUGACGGCAAUUCUAAUCUAGUUUACACCAUCAUUCGCAAAAGGCAGGUUUUCCACGCCCUUGCCAAUUUACCAACGGAUUCUGCUGGAAUUUCACGUUGCAUAAAUAACAGAAAAAGUGGAAAACUAAAUAAUUCUAGUCACGGAAACAACCGUUUGGAACAUCGCAAUGUAAAUAACAAACAAGUGCUUUCUUCUGUAGCAGGCGCAGGAGAUGAAAGUGAAGAAGACAUCACUGUGAGAACUGGUCAAUUAUCGGUUGGUAAUCAACAGCACUCCGACGAGGACGAGUCGGACAGUCGGAGUGAAAUUGUGGAAGAGUCAAUGGAAGGUUCGCGACCAGCACAGCCUGCCGAACCGGGAACGUUAAAAGCUACUCUUCUAGAUACACCAGACAUUACCCAAAUAACGGAACGAGAGUCGGCUCAUCCCACGGGAGAUGCAGCUAGUGCUUCUCCCGUUGAACCGGUAGUCAAUGUUGUGUCCGAACCGGAUAAGAAAGGUUCCCCGAAGGGAUCACCGAGCAAGGAACAACCUUCGCCAAUUAAGCGUUCCGUAGCGCAGCGAGGUAGUAUUCGAGUCACACCGGCAACAGCGCAGCAUGGGGCUCAAUCAAAAACGUGGCAACCCUCUUCGGAAUGGGUGCAAUCAUGGAGAUCAAAAUUACCUUUGCAAACUAUCAUGCGGCUCUUGCAGGUGCUAGUGCCUCAGGUUGAAAAGAUCUGUAUCGAUAAGGGACUAACCGACGAGUCGGAAAUACUGAAGUUCCUACAGCACGGAACGCUGGUCGGCUUGCUACCAGUACCACAUCCUAUUCUAAUACGAAAGUAUCAAGCAAACGGUGGCACAACAGCCUGGUUUCGUACUUAUAUGUGGGGUGUUAUCUAUUUACGAAAUGUAGAUCCUGCCAUUUGGUAUGACACUGAGGUAAAGUUAUUUGAAAUUCAACGCGUUUAAGAGACAAAGUAAGUACAUUAUUAAUCACUGAGAAAUAACUAUUAAUGUAAAAGUUACAACAAAUACUAAGUUUAAAAUACAGUCAUAUAUCAAAGUUUUCACUAAAAAAGUAAAUGAGUUAGACCCUUUCGUGCUAUCGUCUGAACUAAAAUAACUUUCCAGCUGUAUUCAAGGAUAGUUUUAAUGUAUAUUAAUGGACAGCGACAAAUAGCAACACAUUUUUUUUUUAAUCCCGCUUUCUGAGCGACCGCAACCUUACAAAUAACUAGGUAAAAUUUUAUAGAUCCCAAUCCACAAAAAUAUAAGCAUUUUGGUGAUCGCUGAGUUUACACCUUGCCUAACCGCGUUGAGCAUUAAACUGCCUGAUAUUGCUUGUAUUGUCGUUUGGAAGCGCUAAUUUUCCUCCUGAGCACAUCUUGUUUAUUAUUGAAGCAUUCCGAUGAGCUAUUUUAUAAUGAGCGUUCAAGACUAAUUAAAAUCACAAUAGAUAAGAAGUCGUCUAUUUUUGAUUAGAACAAAGAGUACUAUUAUACACAUUGUGCAAUUGUCAAAAACCAUAUUGAUCCUCUAUGGGCCGAAAUAAGAGAGAAAAAACAAUGACAAAUAACAAGCAGUCAGUAAUUCUUAACAAGCCUUUAAAUAAUAAUAAAAAACACAUGUUUAUGUUUAAUAAAAACUCACAGUGAACCAUUGAACAUGCUGCGUUGAAACCAGAAAAUAUAUUCAAAAUUAAAAACUCUAUUUUUAACCCCUUUUAUACUGCUGCAGCGUAGCGUUUAUUUACGGUCGUAAUUUUGUUAUAUGUAACAUAUAAAUUUUGAGUAAAAGAACACAACACCUUAGUCUUCGCGACACUGCUAUGAAAUGAGUUAACCAAGAAAUUUCAUGGGCCCAUAGAUGGUAGUAUUAUUUUAAAACAAAAUAUACAAAACCAUGGUUUGUACUAUGCUUCUCAGUGAUGUGAUCUAUCAAAGUAUAACAGUCUAUGAUCAAAAAUAUAAAAAUAA
Messenger RNA from Sabethes cyaneus, 3681 nucleotides. RefSeq names its product protein HID1. Lineage: Eukaryota; Metazoa; Arthropoda; Insecta; Diptera; Culicidae. The coding region runs from base 128 to 2674 and encodes 848 amino acids. The record is from RefSeq and is a predicted model, not a curated record. Gene Ontology annotation, cellular component: Golgi medial cisterna; membrane; Golgi trans cisterna. The transcript has 6 exons.